This is a messenger RNA of Sander lucioperca (pikeperch), 4650 nucleotides long. RefSeq names its product ventricular zone expressed PH domain-containing 1 (gene veph1). The coding region runs from base 668 to 3151 and encodes 827 amino acids. Lineage: Eukaryota; Metazoa; Chordata; Actinopteri; Perciformes; Percidae. The record is from RefSeq and is a predicted model, not a curated record. Gene Ontology annotation, biological process: regulation of signal transduction. Gene Ontology annotation, molecular function: phosphatidylinositol-5-phosphate binding. Gene Ontology annotation, cellular component: plasma membrane. The transcript has 15 exons.
CGUCGGCCGCACGAUGGCGCGCUUUCCAAUGGUGGUCGACGAUAAAUGCAAGGCUUGCUCUGUGGGGGAACUUGAAGCUGUGCAGGAGUAAUUUGUGUUGAUAUGUGCCGCUUCAGACCAAUGUUUGGAGGUACUGAACGAAGCUCUGCAUUCAGUGUCCAUGCGUCCUCUUCCUGAACGGAGCAGGACUCUGCUGUAGAAAGACUGCCUUCUCCAGAAUAUGCCUUGUCUCCAUGGUAACAGGCCUAAGGCAGACCCAGAACAACUUUGGGCCAAACUCGUCCGCUCUUGUCCAAUUUACCUAAUCCUGGACUGUACUGAAGAGGAAAAAAAUCCACUCAAUUAAUCAUUCUUGAAAUAUUAGUAAGAUUCUCUAUUAUGUCUCGUAGUUAUUUUAACAAUUAGAGUGCAUUCACAGGACCCAGAAUGCAGAAAAUAAUGGUGCUUGAAAAUUUGUCAUUUUAAAAGCUAUACAUUCUACUAUUUGGUGAUCACAAUGCAGACUUUGCAUACUCUUUAAAUGGUCCCACCAGGAGAAAAACUUCAUUCAAAAGUAAGCUUUCCUUGAUCAUAAUGUCAGGGAUAUUUUUAUUCACAAUUAAGGGUUCUUAAACUGGGCUGCACCCAUCCCAAACUGGUCAGAAAGGAGUCCUAAACCAGGACCAGAAUGCACCAGCUAUUCAGCCAGGUGCUGGGGCAGAGGGAUCUAUCCAGAGCGGGAGAUCUGUUUUCUCUGGAGGACACAGAGAUCGAAGCCUGUCUGUCUCAGGCUCUGGACCAGAUCAAGGCCAUCUCCUGCUCACAGGACUAUUUGACCAAUGACAAUGACCAGGCAGUGGUGGAGAUUUGCAUAACGCGCAUCACCACGGCCAUAAGGGAGACAGGCUCCAUCGAGCAACACAGCACAGCGCUGGUGGGACUGUGGGAGUCGUGUCUUGAGCAUAACCUCACCCCGCAAGGUGAAAACACAGAGGACACACCGCAUGCCAAGAUAGCCUCCGACAUCACCAGCUGUAUCCUGCAGAACUACAGUUGUCCUUCGGUCAUGGUGCUGGCUGUCCCAGUAGCGGUGCGGUUCCUGCAGAGAGGGAACAGGGAGCUGAGCAGGAACAUGUCCAGUUAUCUCUCCCUGGCUGCCAUCGCCAAGGCUGAUCUGCUGGCUGAACACACAGAGGCCAUAACGCUCAGUGUCCUGGGAGGUAACCACAUGCUGUUACGAGUGUUGCCGUCAGUCUACCCCAGACAACCGGAUACCAUCCACUGUCAUCUAGGCAACCUCACUGCGAUGAUGUCACAGCUGGAAUCCCCAGAGCAACAACACCUGAUCAGACUCAUUCAAAUUGUUGCUGAGCAACAUCCACUUAUGUUAAGCCCUCAGGUGCCCACACUAGUCAGUUACCUAGGAGACCAAUCCCUAACUGAGGCCCUACUGGGUGCGCUUGUGGAUGUGUCACAGGCCAGCCCUUCCUCGCUGGUCAGCUUUCUGCCAACGUUGAGAAUUGUGGGACAAAAAUGCCCUGCUCUCCUGGGUCACGUUGCCAAAAUCCAUGGUGCCGUGGGUAUCAUCAGUGAGACUCAUGCUCACAGCUCGUUGGUAUACCUGGUGUCCUGUCUGGGCAGCAUGGAGCACAGCUUUCACCACACAUUGCUGCUGGAAAUCAGAGCUCUGACCGACCGUUACCCGUCUUUACUGGGAGGCUGCGGUAAAGACAUCUACAGGAUGAGCAACUCGUUUACUGCUAUAGCCCGACUGCUGGGGAGAAGACUGGAGGAGAGCGCGGCUAUCCACUGCAGGGUUGACGAGGCAUGCCCGCAGUCUCCCUGUGCAUAUCUUCCGGGGGGAGGCACGGGAGGUAGUGGGUCAGAGGAGCGGCUGCAGGUGAAGAUCCAGGCCUUCGAUGAGAAAAUGGCGGAGGAGGGGGAAGAGGAGGAGGUGGAGGAGGACUCUCCGGCUCCCCAGCGACGCUACAGCCUGAGCCAAGCCGUCAGGGAAGCGAGACGAGAAAUGAGAUUCAACAGGUCAAAGAGCCUGGCUCUCCACGCUGUGCGCUCACGCUCCAUCAACUCAGACACCGGGGAGGACGGUGAGGGAUUGGAGCCAAGCCCAGACCACAUCUCCUCCAACACAUUGGUGAAUUCACACUUAGAAAACCAGGAAGCACCGACUGCUGAGAUGAAAGUGACGGGUGACGGUGCGAUGCCCAUUACCGCUGCCCUGGACAGAGGGGUCAAAGAGGCUCAGAAAGGUCCAAGCAGAGAGAAGGAGGAGCAGGAGGACGCCGACAGACUCUUCAUCCAUUUAAGAGACAAUAUGGAGACGAUCAGAGAGUUCUGUCGAGACAUGGUGCAGCAGAUCCCCAUACCAGAGCAGUGUGCGAUAGAAGAUUCAAAUCGAGGAUGUGUGGCCAAGCUGUCGUUCUCCUGUCCUCUUAAGGGCCACUACUGUCUGUACGCCAAGUCCUGCUUCAACCUGACCAGCCGACAGCCUCAUCUUUGGAUACACAUCAUGCUGCUACAUCUACAGAGUAAGUCCAGUGUCGCUCUGUGCUCCAGGGAUGAGUGUGUCCAGGGGCUUGCCUCCCUUUGGGAGAAGACGCAGCUAAAAGGUGCUCACAGCUUCCCCAUGGCCAUGACACAGCACCCCACCCCACACAGGAAGGACCUGGACAGUCUCCAGAUUCAGCUUGAGGAGGUGCGUUUCUUUGACCUGUUUGGCUACAGUGAGGAAGAGGGAGGUUGGCUCUGCUUCAUGUGUAACAACCCUGAGAAGGCCACAGUUGUGAACCAGGAGGGACAGCCUCUGAUUGAGGGGAAGCUGAAGGAAAAGCAGGUCCGCUGGAAGUUCAUCAAGCGCUGGAAAACCCGCUACUUCACCUUGGCAGGAAAUCAACUACUCUUCCGGAGAGGCAAAUCAAAAGAUGAGCUGGAUGACAUCCCUAUUGAGCUGAGCAAGGUGCAAAGUGUCAAGGUGGUAGCCAAAAAGCGGCGUGAUCGGGGCUUGCCACGGGCCUUUGAGAUCUUUACGGACAGUAAGACGUACGUGCUGAAAGCUCAGGAUGAGAAACACGCUGAGGAGUGGCUGCAGUGCAUCAACGUUGCUGUGGCUCAGGCAAGAGAGAGGGAGAACAGAGAGGCAACCACCUACCUGUGAGAGCAACACAGUUAACUAAUGAGGACACAUACUGUACAUGUGCAGACUAUACAUGCCAUGCAUACAAACUCAUACAUACACAAACAAGUAUACACUGAGUAAUAUUUUGUUUAUAAUAUAUUGUUAUGCAGUAUUUUUCUUUAAAUAAACCAGCAAUAAAAGACUGUAUGGUGUAUAUCCAACCAGAAUGAAGGAUGUUACUGUUACUCACUGUUACACCAUGGACUCAUUGAUGCAUCUACAACUGUGGACCAUCAUAAAUGUAUGUUACAUUAUAUAAGUGUUAAAGGUUGAAGUGACACAUGAUCUUCACCUGACUGGAUACAGUAUGGACAUUUCACCUUCUUCUGCUUGAGCCCAGACACUACUAUGAGCUUCAACAACCAAUCAAAACCAGCAUCUGUGGAAACUUGGGAUUUGAUGAGUUUAAUGAUGCAUGAUAAUUGACAUGUAUUUGAGGCCAUAGUAUUAAGCAAUAAAGACUUCAUAGAAGCACAGACCUCAUAAGGACUUGAAGCAAUAAUGACACUGAACGGUUUCUCUUGGAAGGAUAAGGAAGAAGAGCCUAAUGGACAGCAGAUGGGGACGGCAUUCAGUAGCCUACUCAAAUAAUGUGUCCAUCUGUGUAAGAGAGAGUAUGAUGUAACCUUAAAGGAAUAGUUCAACAUUUUGGGAAACACGCUUCACUUUCUUGCCAAGAGUUAGAUGAGAAGAUUGAUAUGACUCUUGUGUCUGUACACUAAUUAUGAAGCAACAGCCAGAAGACAAUUAGCUUAGCUUAGCAUAAAUGCAGAGGGAAACAGCUAGUGUGGCGUAUUGAGAAUUAUAACAUCAGUAGGCUAUAAGCUGCAGUUGAUUUCAACAUAUUGACCUACGGACGCAUACAUUGAACAUUUGACCAAGGGAAAAACAUUGCUGAGAACAUAAAACUCUUUAAAGGUCUCCUUAAUGUGUUAUAUUAACAGGAUAUUGAGCUGGGGAGCAGAGAACCCUGGGAACAUAGAUACGCUUCCGCUGGUUGCCUGAACCAAGAAAUAGUCUCUCAUAUAUCCCCCUGUAAUACCACAACUUCUCAACCUUUAGACAAAGCCAAGCUAGCAGUUCCCCCGUUUCCAGCGUUUAUGCUAAGCUAUGCUAACCAGCUUGCUAUCUUCAUAUUUACUGUAUAGACAUGACAGCGAUAUUGAUCUUCGUAUCUAACUCUUGGCAAGAAAAAAAGUGUAUUUCUUAAAAUGUGGAACUAUUCCUUUAGUGUACAUAUUGUUUUAAUGUAGAAUAUAUUGAAUCCAGUGUUUUAAAAUAAUUUGUAUAUGAUUUUUUUAUAUUUUUGAUUUAUAUUGUUAUUUUCAUCACUAACACAACUUUUUCAGUAGGCAACAGCUCAAGUUGAGUUAUUUAAAAAUCAGAACUGUUUUCUCCAACAUAAAAGAGCACCUUGUUUGAAGAAAACCCUAUUUUCUGUUUCUGCUGUUGUACUAAAGUGGCUUAUGAAGCAAGGC